Capsaspora owczarzaki ATCC 30864 is the source of this 2000-nucleotide messenger RNA. Its product is annotated as actin-bundling protein Sac6. Lineage: Eukaryota; Filasterea; Ministeriida; Capsasporidae. Gene Ontology annotation, cellular component: actin filament; actin filament bundle; cytoplasm. The record is from RefSeq and is a predicted model, not a curated record. Gene Ontology annotation, molecular function: actin filament binding. Gene Ontology annotation, biological process: actin filament bundle assembly; actin filament network formation. Bases 106 to 1878 code for a protein of 590 amino acids. The transcript has 2 exons.
CCACUCUUUAUUUUUUUUGUCCAAGAUCAAGUUUGAGCUCCUCAACAGUUCAGAUUCUUUUCAUUCCAAACACACAACAACAACAACAACAACAAACCAAAACAGAUGCCCGCACACGAGACCAAGGAGGAACAGGCCGAGCGCGAAGUCGCGGCGUUCGUCGAGCACAUGAACAACCUGCUCGCUGGUGACGCUGAUCUGGUCGAGGUCAUCCCGCUGGCCGACCCGAAGACGCUCUUCCACCAGUCGCACAACGGAUUCCUGCUCGCCAAGCUGCUCAACGCCAUCAAGCCGGGCACGAUCGACACGGGCAAGCUCAAGGCAAAGGCGCACAAGGACAACAUUUCCACGCCCGGAACCACCGACGCCUGGGACAUUGCCGCCAACAACAAUGCCUUCCUCGAGGCGUGCAAGAAGCUCAACGGCGUCAAGAUUGUCAACAUUGGCUCGGACGACAUUCUCAACGAGAGCGUCGACCUCGUCCUCGGCAUUGUCUGGCAGCUCAUCCGCUACCACUUGCUCGAGUCGGUCAACGUCGUCUCGCACCCCGAGCUCAUCCGUCUCCUCGAGAAGGGCGAGACCAUUGCCACCUUGCUCGAGCUGUCGUCCGAGAAGAUUCUCCUCCGCUGGUUCAACUACCACCUCAAGCGCGCCGGCCACAAGCGCACCGUCAGCAACUUUGCCAGCGAUGUCAGCGACAGCGAGAACUACAUUGUGCUCAUGAAGCAGAUUGCUCCCCGUCGCUGCGACCACGAGCUGCUCGACGCUGCCCUCAAGCUCUCGGCGGCCGACGGUGACAACUACCUCGAGAGCCGUGCCACCGCGGUGCUCAAGAACGCCGAGCUGCUCAACUCGCGCAAGUUUGUCACCGCCAAGGACAUUGCGCACGGCAACGCCCGCCUCAACCUGGCCUUCACGGCCACCCUCUUCAACAUGAACAUUGGCAUCCGUCUGCCUUCCGAGGAGGAGAUUGCCGCCAUUUUCGACGAGCUGGACGCCCUCAAGGCCAAGGUUGCCGAGCUUGAGGCCAUCAUUGCCAAGGGCGAGCUCGAGGCCAAGCGUCUGCAGACUGUCGGCGAGACGCUCGAGGAGACGUUGCACAGCGAGCGCGAGGCCAACAAGCAAAAGCUGGCCGAGAUGAAGGCCGCGCUUGACGAUGUCACCUCCAAGUUUGCCUCUGGCGCAAGCUUCUCCACCCACCUCGAAGGCAAGCUCAAGGAAGCCGAGGCCAAGCUGGCCGCCCAAGAAGAGGCCGCUGGCAAGCAGGCUGACGAAAUCCGCCGCCACCGCGACAUGCUCCGCGAGGCCCUUGCCCGCCACGGCAGCAUUAUUGGCGAGCGCGACGCCCUCGAGGCCCGCCUCAAGACUCUGACGGAUGCCCAUACCCUCCAGAAGCGCCAAAGCGUGCUCGCCGCCGAGGACCUGCCCCCGUCGUCUCCCUCCCCGUACCAGGUGUCGCAGAGCGGCUUCAUCUCGCUGGGCCCGCACGAUGCCCUUGUUAACGACUUGCUCGGCGGCUAUGCCUCGGCCCUGGCCCGCGCGCAGGACUCGGCCACUGCUUACCGCAACCAACAGGACGCCACAACGCUUGGCCUGAUGGAGCUCGUCCAGACUCACCUCCAGCAAAUCAAGCUCGAUGGCGUUGAUCCCUCGGCCGUUCUCCAGGCGACCCUGUCUGGCCAGCCAUCGCUCGAGGCUCUGCGCAAGCUCAUCAUCCAGUUGAUGGAGCUCAGCAAGGCUCAAGCCGUCAAGAUUACCACGCUCGAUGCUGCUCUCACCAAAAAGUCCCAAAUGGUCGAACUGAUGACUGUCAAGGUCCGUGAGAUUGCCGAAGAGCUCAACGCCCACAAGAAGGUUGCCGACCCCAAGAAGAAGUAAUUUCUACUUUUCUUGGACGGAUUCUUUUGUUGUUUUUUUGUUCUUUGGUUUUUUUGUUCAUGGUUUGCUGUUGUCAAAAUGUUGUACAUGAGAAAAAAAAAACGUACCUCGCUAUUGCAUCC